Zea mays is the source of this 2108-nucleotide messenger RNA. RefSeq lists its product as uncharacterized. Bases 22 to 1950 code for a protein of 642 amino acids. The record is from RefSeq and is marked validated. NCBI's taxonomy places the organism in Eukaryota, Viridiplantae, Streptophyta, Magnoliopsida, Poales, Poaceae. The transcript has 7 exons. Gene Ontology annotation, molecular function: catalytic activity; 4 iron, 4 sulfur cluster binding; FMN binding. Gene Ontology annotation, biological process: wybutosine biosynthetic process.
GCACCACCCCGGUCCGCCGCGAUGCCUCCCUUCCCGGCGGCGACCACCACCUCCCACCUCGCCCUCCUCGUGCUCUUCUCAUCUUCCUCCCUUUUCUUCCUCUACAAAUCCCUCCGCCUCCGCCGCAAACCGUCCCCCGCCCGCACUGCCACUCCUACCCUUCUCUUCGCCUCUGUAACCGGCACCUCCAAAACCCUCGCUGCGCGUCUCUCCGCCCGACUGACCGCCGAUGCCGGUUUCCCCGUCCGCGCCACCGACGCUGCCACCUUCGACCCCGACGACCUUCCUUCAGUCCAUCUCCUCCUGCUCGUAAUCCCCACCCACGACGGCGGUGCGACGCCCCCUUCUGCGGCCUUCCUUUCGCGCUGGCUUGAGGAGUCCGCCGCUGACUUCCGCGCGGGUGCACUCCUCCUUUCCGGUCUCCGCUUCGCCGUCUUCGGGGUUGGUUCCCGGGCCUAUGGGGAGACCUUCAACGCUGCCGCGAGGAACUUCUCGCGGUGGUUGCGCGCGCUCGGCGCCGUUGAAGUGGUUCCUCUCGGGGAGGGCGACAUCGAUAGCGGGGAUCUCGAAGCGGUGUUCGAGGAGUGGAAUAGGAGGGUGCUGAGGGUGGUGAAGGGCGAGGAGGUUGGUUAUGGGGCUAAUGAAAAAAACAAUGGUCUUGACGAGUUGGAGUUGGAAGGGGAGGAUUGGGAUGACGACGAUGAGGAGAUGGUGGAUGCGGAGGUUGACAUGGAAGAUAUUGCUGGGAAAGCACCGGCGAGGAGGAAGAACGGGAAUUUGGAGGGUGUUCUAGCUAAUGGAGUGCAUAACGGUGUAAAGGACAUGGUCACACCAAUCAUUAGGACGAGUUUGGAGAAGCAAGGUUACAAAAUUAUUGGUUCUCAUAGCGGAGUGAAGAUUUGCAGAUGGACUAAGUCGCAGCUGCGAGGUCGUGGAGGGUGUUAUAAGCACUCAUUUUACGGCAUAGAAAGUCACAGAUGCAUGGAAGCAACUCCAAGUUUGGCUUGUGCAAAUAAAUGUGUAUUUUGUUGGAGACAUCACACAAAUCCUGUUGGAAAGAGCUGGAAAUGGAAGAUGGAUGACCCUCUUGACAUUGUGAAUGCUGCAAUUGACCAGCAUACUAAGAUGGUUAAGCAAAUGAAGGGCGUACCAGGAGUAAAGCCAGAAAAACUUGACGAAGGUCUGUCACCUAGACAUUGUGCGUUAUCUCUGGUUGGUGAACCAAUUAUGUACCCUGAGAUAAAUGCUCUUGUGGAUGAGCUACACCGAAGACACAUAUCUACGUUUCUGGUUACAAAUGCUCAAUUUCCUGAAAAGAUUAAGGCAUUAAAACCAAUCACUCAGCUGUAUGUCAGUGUGGAUGCAGCUACAAAGGAGAGCUUGAAGGCUGUUGAUAGGCCACUAUUUUCAGACUUCUGGGAGCGUUUCCUGGAUUCACUCAAGUCACUGCAUGAAAAAGAUCAAAGAACGGUUUACCGACUAACACUGGUUAAAGGCUGGAAUGCAGAAGAGAUAGAUGCAUAUGCGAAACUGCUAGAUCUUGGCCAGCCCGAUUUCAUUGAAAUCAAGGGUGUAACAUACUGUGGCUCGUCAGCAACUUCAAAGUUGACUAUGGAAAAUGUACCUUGGCACUCUGAUGUAAAGGAAUUCUCCGAGGUGUUGGCAUCGAAAAGCGGUGGUGUAUACGAAGUAGCGUGUGAGCAUGCUCAUUCAUGUUGUGUCCUACUUGCAAAGGUAGAUAAAUUCAAGAUCAACGGCAAAUGGCAUACCUGGAUAGAUUAUGACCGUUUCCAUGAACUGGUGACAUCUGGAAAGCCUUUCAAUAGCCGAGAUUACAUGGCCAUGACGCCCUCAUGGGCUGUCUAUGGUGCAGAGGAAGGUGGAUUCGAUCCGGAUCAAUCUCGUUUCAAGAAGGAAAGGCGCCAUGGAACUGCUGCCCUCAGAAGUUGAAGUUGAUCUUAUUGAGAAGACAUGGACCUGCUACUCCCGAACACUGACCUAUGUUACUGCUUUUUAGAGGCAAAAACUUUGGAAGCAAGGAUUUUUGAAAUGUUAGCUUCCAAGCCAUACAUUUUCUGUUUGUCGUGUGAAUCAGUUUCCGAAAGUUC